Molecule: messenger RNA, 831 nt
Organism: Balaenoptera acutorostrata (minke whale)
Lineage: Eukaryota; Metazoa; Chordata; Mammalia; Artiodactyla; Balaenopteridae
Gene: POMC
Product: proopiomelanocortin
Exons: 2
Coding region: 1-789 (262 amino acids)
Cellular component (GO): extracellular region
Molecular function (GO): hormone activity
Source: RefSeq, a predicted model, not a curated record
AUGCCGAGAUUGUGCAGCACUUGUUCGGGCGUCCUGCUGCUGGCCUUGCUGCUUCAGGCCUCCAUGGAAGUGCAUGGUUGGUGCCUGGAGGGCAGCCAGUGUCAGGACCUCACCACGGAAAGUAACCUGCUGGCGUGCAUCCGGGCCUGCAAGCCCGACCUCUCGGCCGAGACACCCGUGUUCCCCGGCAAUGGCGACGAGCAGCCGCUGACUGAGAACCCCCGGAAGUACGUCAUGAGCCACUUCCGCUGGGAUCAAUUUGGCCGCCGGAACGGCAGCAGCAGCGGCGGCGGCGCGGCUCAGAAGCGCGAGGAGGAGGAGGGGGCGGGGGGCGAAGGCCCGGGGCCCCGCGGCGAUGGCCCGGAGCUGGGGCCGCGCGAGGACAAGCGCUCCUACUCCAUGGAGCACUUCCGCUGGGGCAAGCCGGUGGGCAAGAAGCGGCGCCCCGUGAAGGUGUACCCCAACGGCGCCGAGGACGAGUCGGCCGAGGCCUUCCCCCUUGAGUUCAAAAGGGAGCUGGCCGGCGAGCGGCCCGAGCCGGCGCGUGGCCCCGAGGCCCUGGCCGAGGCCGCGGCCGCCCGGGCCGAGCUGGAGUAUGGCCUGGUGGCGGAGGCCGAGGCGGCCGAGAAGAAGGACGAGGGGCCGUAUGAGAUGGAGCACUUCCGCUGGGGCAGCCCGCCCAAGGACAAGCGCUACGGCGGCUUCAUGACCUCCGAGAAGAGCCAGACGCCCCUGAUCACGCUGUUCAAAAACGCCAUCAUCAAGAACGCCCACAAGAAGGGCCAGUGAGGGCGCAGUGGGCAGGGCUUCUCUCCCUGGGAAGUCGACCCC